Messenger RNA from Cannabis sativa, 5235 nucleotides. RefSeq lists its product as uncharacterized. The record is from RefSeq and is a predicted model, not a curated record. Lineage: Eukaryota; Viridiplantae; Streptophyta; Magnoliopsida; Rosales; Cannabaceae. Bases 298 to 4995 code for a protein of 1565 amino acids. The transcript has 4 exons. Gene Ontology annotation, molecular function: protein binding; ATP binding.
AAACUACCAACAUAACAUGUGAUAAAUCAAAGCAAAACUUGAAGCAAUUUAAGGUUAAGAGUAUGUACAUUAUUUGCUCUAUUGACAUAGUGAAGGAACAUAGGUACAUUCAAGUGUUAAAGGUUUGGGAUCUAUUGCCACUAGUGGAAGUUCAAGAAUUGGUAAAUCGUCUUGAUACUAUCUUUCUUACAUACACUGACGAUUUUAUUAGGCGUUGCAAGGUUAAACAUAAUGAGGGGUAAGGCCAUUAUCUACUACACUUGAAAUGUAUAAUUUUGUUUCUUUUCAAUAAAAAAAAUGAUAUAUAUGUAUAUAAGUAUUUUGGUUGUUUGUAGGGAUUUGGAAAUUCCUAUGAGUUGGGAAACCUCUUGUGGUAUUGUUCGCGAUAAGAAAUCUAUACCAGGAGAAGCAGAAGUAGAGGUUUCACAAGUGAGUGUUGGUUUGUUGCAGAUGAAAUUCUAUGCCUUGUCCUCAGGAAUGGUGGAUCAAUUGCUCUCUAGCUGUGAUGGUACAGAGCUAGUAUUGCCCUUUGAAUUGACUAGCCAAGAAAUGGAGAUUAUAAACUUUGACAAAACCUCUUUUGUUCUUGGGAGAUCUGGAACUGGCAAAUCUACUGUUAUAGUAAGAAAGUUAGUCCAAAGAGAGCAGUUACAUCAUAUAGCUUUGGAAGGUUUUCAUGAAUCCAAUGUGUGUUCAUUAAGGGAACAUGGAAUAGUAGAUGAUGAAAAGGUUAGCAAUGCCGACGAGAAUUUUCUUCGCCAGAUUUUUGUAACACUUAAUCCAAGGCUGUGUUAUGCUGUUAAACAGCAAGUUUCGCGUUUGAAAAGAUUUGCUUAUUAUGGUGGGAAUUCUAUUGAAGAUAGCAGCUUUGUUCCUUUAGAGUAUAUCGAUUUUAUUCCAGAUUCCUUUCUUGAUCUUCCUCGAAAGGAAUACCCUCUUGUCAUAACAUUACACAAGUUCCUCAUGAUGCUGGAUGGAACAAUAGGCAAUUCAUUUUUCAACAGAUUCCCAGAAACUAGAGGCCAAUAUUUUCGAAAUAAAAGAAGUAGAAGAAAAUUAAUGGCCUUGGAAAGUUUUAUCAGAUUGAAUGAAGUUAAUUUCAACAAAUUUAUUAUAUCUUAUUGGCCUCACUUCAAUAUGGACUUAACCAAUGGAUUUGAACCAUCUCAAGUGUUCAUAGAAAUAAUGUCACAUUUGAAAGGAGGGUUGAAAUCUGGGAAUCUUUCUGAUGGUAAUCUCAGUCAGAAAGAUUACAUUUUGAAAAGUAACAGCAGAGUUUCAAAUUUCAGCAACGAUGAAAGAAAGAAAAUAUAUGACAUUUUUCUACAAUAUGAAAAGUUGAAGACUGUUAAUGGUGAAUAUGAUUUGGCUGAUCUGGUUUGCGAUCUUCAUUAUCGAUUCAAUGGCGAAACAUAUGAGGGUGACAAAUUGGAUUUUGUGUAUAUUGAUGAAGUGCAGGAUCUAACUAUGGGACAGAUUGCACUUUUUAAGUACAUAUGCAAAAAUGUGGAUGAUGGUUAUGUUUUUUGUGGUGAUACAGCACAGACCAUUGCAAAGGGAGUUGACUUUAGAUUCGAGGAUAUACGGUGUCUUUUCUAUAGGGAAUUUUUAUAUGGGAAAGGAGAAAAAGGCCUUAUCACAGACAUAUUUCAAUUGAGUCAGAACUUUAGAAGUCAUGCUGGUGUAUUGAACUUGGCUCAGAGUGUCACUAAUCUUCUAUAUCAUUUCUUCCCACUCUCGAUUGAUGUAAUGCGCCCCGAGACAAGUCUGAUUAAUGGGGAAACUCCACUGUUGGUUGAAGUGCACGGCGAAAAUGAGUUUGCUUCUAUGUUCAAUGAUGGAGAAGGUGGGAAGCUUGUUGGUUUUGGAGCUGAGCAAGCCAUCUUAGUUAGAGAUGACAACACAAAGAAUGAGGUUUUAAAGUAUGUUGGAAAACAUGCUCUUGUUCUAACAAUAUCAGAAUGUAAAGGCCUUGAGUUUCAGGAUGUGUUGCUUUAUAACUUUCUUUCUUCAUCACCAAUCAAAAAUCAAUGGAGAGUCAUAUAUGAGUUUAUGAAGGAGCACAAUAUAAUUUCCCAUGAAGUUCCAACAUCUUUACAUAGUGUCAAUGAGGCCAAGCACAGUCUUCUGUGUUCUGAGUUAAAGCAAAUAUAUGUUGCUGUUACGCGUACUAGGAAAAGGUUGUGGAUUUUUGAGAAUGAGCUCUCACAUCCCAUGUGUGACUAUUGGAAGGAACAGAACAUUGUUAAAGUUAGAGGGCUUGAUCAUUGUCUCAUGAAGGAGAUCCAAGUUGCAAGCAGCUUCGAAGAGUGGAGGUCCCGAGGCAUGAAGGUUAUUACAACAUCAUCAUCAUCAAUUAUGCUCUACUUUCAACUGUUAUUUACUUUCUUUACUAUUGCUUUUAGGCUUGAAAUUCUACCUUUAAUGUUAUUUGUGUUCUCAAUGCAGUUUUUUCAUGGACAAAAUUAUGGGUCAGCCACAAUGUGCUUUGGUAGAGCAGGAGAUGAAUUAUGGGAAAAAAGGGCUGAAGCAGCCGAGCUUCGCACGGUUGCUUUGUGUAUGAGUGGUUCAAAUAGUAAACUGGUUGAUACAUAUCUCAGAAGGGCUGCUGAAAUAUUUGAAUCCAUUAGUCUAUAUGAACAAGCUGCCCAAUCUUAUUAUGAUGCAAAAGAAUACAUAAAAGCAGGUGAAAUUUAUUUAAGAAAAUGUGUUAAGUACGAAGAAGCUGGAGAAAGCUUUUUUCGAGCAGGAUGGUAUAAGCACGCUGCUUCAGUAUAUGCAAAAGGAAACUUAUUUGGUAACUGUUUGGAUUGCUGCAUUGAAGGAAAGAUAUUUGAGAUUGGAUUGAGCUACAUCAUAUCUUGGAAAGAAGAUGCAACUGUGAAUAAUUAUGCAAUAGAAGAAACUUCUCAGGAGUUUUUGGAGCAUGCUGCUUGUUAUUACAUCAAACUCAAUGACCGAACCUCGAUGAUGAAAUUUGUGAAUGCUUUUCAUUCUAAAGAUUUGAUUCGUUCUUUCUUAAGAAAUGAGCAUUUUCUUGAAGAGCUUUUUCAAUUAGAAAUUGACUGGGGUUGCUCUAUGAAUGCUUCGAAUAUAGCAAAGCAGCUAGGAAUGACACUAUUUGGGGCUGAACAAUUAGAAAAAGCUAAACAUUAUGAAGAAGCAUCAUUACUUCUUCUGUUCCAUGUACAUGAAAAAUCUCUCUGGGGUCCCAUGAGUUCUGGCUGGCCUUUGAAGAAUUUUCGGGAAAAGGAUAAGCUUCUAGAAAAAGCUAAGCAAUUAGCCAAGAAAGUUUCACACAACUUCUUUGAGUUGGUCUCCACAGAGGAGAACAUUCUUUCAGAUCAAAAAGUGUCAUUGUCUAUGCUGAAGAAAUUGUUUAAAGACUCCUGUAGACUUUCCAGCUUUAGAGGUCAGAUAUUCUGUGCUCGAAAGAUUCUCGAUGUUCAUGUGACAUAUGAUUGCUGGACAAAUAUAAGGCAAGAGAAUUAUGUUACAUAUCCAACAGAAAAUGCAGAGAAAAUUUUGUCAUUAGAUCAAGUUUCUGUUGGAUCUUUGUUUUACUUUUGGAAUGUGUGGAAGCAGAAUAUUGAAAGAAUAUUGGAGUAUCUCGAGAUUGGAUGCAAAAAUGACAACAUAUAUGGCAAGUUCUGCUUGGACUACUUUGGUGUGAUUAUAAGUGAUGAAGAUAUCGUCCGUUUGGUUAUUCCUGGUGCCUCUGCCUACUUGGAGAAACAAAAAUUUGUCGAAAAUUUGAAUCGAAGUGAAAAGACUGUGAGCUCAGACGCUGACCAAUUUGCUCAUGCUGCUAAAUGUUAUUGGAAUUUGCAAAUGGUUGAUGUUGGAACUAUGGUAUUAGGAAAGCUCAGAGAUGUUUCUCGGACCUUGGAACGGAAAUCGUUCUACCCCUAUUGCCAGUUGAUGCCACUCUUUUAUAUGUUUAAACUGGCAAAGUUUCUGUUGAAGUAUCCACAUAAAGAGUUCUGUGACCACCUUGAUUUCUCCAGGAAAAAUAUUGUUUUGACUAUUUGUUCCAUGGACCGGAGAAAGCUCUCCACAUUGGGAAUGAUUCGCCUGAGGGAGACGGAAGAUGUAAAGAAUUUGCUUGAAGAUGUAAUUUUUCGAAGUACUAGUAUGAAUAUGAAUACCGAGCUCACUUAUAAACAAGUUGGAAAUGUGGCUAUGAUGGUUACUAGCUGCUAUGGAAAACUUCAUGAUGAAACAUAUAGGCAGAUAUCUCUUAGCUUUGUCAACUAUCCAUUCUGGAAAUCAUGGAUUGAAAGUUUUCAGAAAAUAGGAUUUGAAUCCUCACAAGUCUCAUUGGUUCAAAAGUUCUAUGAAGCAUUGCAGCAAACUUACUAUGCUGACUCUUUCGGGGAAAGUCAAUAUGUACCACCGAGUUGUUUCAUGUACAUCGUGGAGCGCCUUCUGAUUCUGAUAUUCCAAUUCAAAGGGUGUUUUUUCUCAGUCAAAUCUUCUCUACUUGAAUGUCUCAUAAACCAGGAAUGGAAUAUGAAUGCCUCACACAUCUCUGAAGAUGACUGGCAAAACAAAUUUGGUGGUACUCUUGAUACCAUUGCAGCCAUUGUUGCUGAGCUUCUUUAUAACAAAGGCGAUCUCAUGAGAUGGUUUAAAGGUUCUAAUAAACUCAGAAAGGCAUGUAAUCGAGAACUAGUGCUGAGAUUGUUUGUUGCUCUAUGCCUACUCUGUGUGAACUGUGGAAAGUACUAUGAAUCACUCUUUGAAUUGCUUGGCAUGAGUGACAUUACUUCUCUACUACCAAAUCAGUUCUAUGCUGUUCAAAAUCUGAAACCAGGAAACUUUGAUGAAAAUAUUUGUGUUCUUGCACAAGCUUUCGAAAGAAUUGGGAACCCUUUAGUGGUAGUGAGCUCAGGAACACAUUUCAUUGAGUCUAAACUCCCUGCAAGCACCAUCUUUGUGGACCUGGAACUUCAUAAAGGAAGAGAUGAUUUGAUUAGGAUAAUGUUUAAAUGAUGUAAUUGUAUGGUUUAUGUGCUUGAACUCAAUCAUUUUGCUGUUAAAGGCCAUGUUUUCAUCAAUUUUGAAAAUUGCAACAUUGUUCUAUUCUGCUCCAUUUUCUCUUCUUAAAUCAUUUCAGAUCAGUAUUAUAUUACAAUAAUUGUUUUUUUAAAUUAUAUUUAUGCUUAUGUAUAUAUUUUAAAUCAUUGAUUUGCAUAUAUCUCUUGGUAUAUUAAAUCAUUUUUUUUUUCCUCU